Fimicolochytrium jonesii is the source of this 594-nucleotide messenger RNA. Its product is annotated as translation initiation factor eIF 4e-like domain-containing protein. The transcript is spliced from 7 exons. Gene Ontology annotation, cellular component: eukaryotic translation initiation factor 4F complex. The coding region runs from base 1 to 594 and encodes 197 amino acids. The record is from RefSeq and is a predicted model, not a curated record. Lineage: Eukaryota; Fungi; Chytridiomycota; Chytridiomycetes; Spizellomycetales; Powellomycetaceae. Gene Ontology annotation, biological process: translational initiation. Gene Ontology annotation, molecular function: RNA 7-methylguanosine cap binding; translation initiation factor activity.
AUGGCAGCAGCACCCGCGAUAGGAGCAUGGAGCAACACCAAGCCCAAUACCCUUGCAACACACCCAUUGCGAUACCCCUGGGUCUUUUGGUUUAUGCAUCGGGAAGCAGGGGCAAAGAUAGAGAAUUACAAUAAUUCUAUCAAGAAGAUAUCAACGUUUUCAACUGUGGAAGAAUUUUGGGGAGUGUACAACAGACUGACGCGGCCGAUGGAGCUGAACAACGUGUGCGAUUUCCACCUGUUCAAGCAGGGGAUCCGGCCAAUCUGGGAGGACAACCUAAACGGCGGAAAGUGGAUCGUGCGUCUUAAAAAGGGGCUAGCGUCACGAUACUGGGAGAGUCUGGUCAUGGCCAUGAUCGGUGACCAGUUCGAUGUCGGGAACGAGAUUUGCGGGGCGGUGAUAUCGAUACGGCACAGCGAGGAUAUUUUGUCAUUGUGGAAUUUGUCGGCGGAUGAGGGGAGGGUUAACCUUCGUAUAAGGGACACGCUAAAGCGGGUUUUGAACCUGCCACCUAACUGCAUAAUGGAAUAUAAAGCACAUAAGUCAUCUGUAGCGGACAACUCGAGUUUCCGCAACACCGAUCUGUACCUGUAG